This is a messenger RNA of Misgurnus anguillicaudatus (oriental weatherfish), 2396 nucleotides long. NCBI's taxonomy places the organism in Eukaryota, Metazoa, Chordata, Actinopteri, Cypriniformes, Cobitidae. The record is from RefSeq and is a predicted model, not a curated record.
CUAACUCACCUGAGUUGAACACACACGCACACACUGAGAGAGAGAGAGAUGAAUCUGUGUGCGGCGCGCGCAAUGAGAAUGAGUUCGUUUCUCGCUUGUGUUUUAUGACGCGUCUUUAAUGUGGAUUUGACCCCAGCAGUGGAUACAGAAGAUCACCUGGAUGAUUAUUAUACUGGAAACCUCCAUAUAUCACCCAGAGAUGUGAUGAGAAAUAAAAGAGAGACAGAAACUACCGAAUAAACAAACAACAUGACAAAACUACUGACCUGCAUCGGUUUAAUAUUUUACAGAGCAAUGCUGUGUGUAGAUGGUGAGUUUAUCGAACCUCCUUCUUCACUGGUCCUGCGGUCAUUUAUCGGCACACAGACCCGUCUGCCGUGCCGGUUUGCCGCACAGGAGGACGAGAGUGUGGUGCAGGUGACCUGGUACAGACAAAAACCUGGAGGUGAAAGAGAGCAGAUCAUUAUUGGACAUUUCACUGAGGGACCCGAAGCGUCACCUGAUUUUCUGAACCGUGUUCAGUUUGAGAGUCAUAAGCCAACAGUUGACUCAACACUUUUGAUUCUGGACACAAAGAAAGUCGAUCAGGCUACAUACACCUGUCACAUCACCACAUUCCCAUCAGGAAACUUCGAAAGACAAAUCGAUGUCACAGUCUGGAUUUUACCCAUCUCCACGCUGGAGCCGGUGAUCUUGCAGGAAGGCCAAUCGUCUCGCAUGGCUGCUUCCUGUCGUUCCGUUGGUUAUCCACCUCCACGUCUCUCCUGGGACACGGACAUUACCGGACAGUCUCAGAAUCGAACUGGCGAUAACGGCCUCGUGACUUCAGAAUUCUCCCUUAAUCCGGUGCGCAGCAUGAAUGGCCAUCGCCUGGACUGUCUGGUGUGGCAUCCGGCUUUAGACAAACCCCGGAGACUCCAAAACAACCUGAUUGUACAAUAUCCACCAGAUGCAGAGAUCCAUGCCUUUGGUUCCUGGAGGUUUGGCAAAACAGGAGCAGAACUCCGAUGUGCAGUUAAAGGAAACCCACAGCCUCACAACAUCACCUGGAGCAGGAAAGGAGAUCAUUUACCCGACAGUGUGUUAGUUCAGGGUGACAAACUCAUCUUCAGUCGUCCUCUAAACAUGACAGAUAAAGGCGUUUACGUGUGUCAGACGGCAAACACUGUUGGGAGUAUUAAAUCUGAGUAUAAAGUGGAGAUUGAAGAAAAUACAGAAGGAAUUAUCGAGCGGAUCAAGGCGCAUUCAGAGACCAUGCUGAUCGUUUUAGGAGCAUCUGCUGCUGGAAGUCUGGUGGUCAUCAUGGUGAUCAUUCUCAUUUACGUCAACUGUCACCUUAAACAUAAAAACAGAAAUCUGAAGCGAGCCCUCAGUGUCCAAACAGAGCAGAUGGUCAGUCUCUCACGACAGGCGUCUAUGAGGCGACUCGGCUCCAUCACUUCUGAUCCCAGGAUACCGCCUGAAGAAAACUCAUUCACUCACAUGAAUAGAAGCAUGGGAAAAAGUCUUUUAUCAAUGGAGGAUUACUCUAUAAUAGGUGAUCAGAGAAGUCGACAGGGUGACUAUGACUAUCUUGGGCGUCCUGCGAUCUAUACAGCAUUCGAGCCAGAACGGGCCAGUAGGAAGCUUAGAGAGAGAGACGAAGAGAUAAAGGAACGACAAAGAAGAGUCGCGUCUUUUGUGAAGUCCAGUGAUGCAUCUCUGGAUUCAGGUCUUCACAGGGACCACAGUUCUCCUCCAUCCAUGAGCACCGGUCCGGCCGCAGACACGGGUGCAGACAGCUGGAAUCGUGGUUCUUGCAGAGAGAUUCACAGACAGGAACCUGAUGAGAGAGACACGGAAAUGCAGACGGACAGAAUUCCAGAAGGAGAGGAGGAAACCUCUGCUAUAAACUCUUACCAGAUAUCUGAGGCCAUGAACAACUUUCGUUACAGUAACGGUGGACUCACCCCGAAAGCAAGCGCUAACGGCAUCAUAUUACACCCGCGAGGACGUCAAUCUGAAGUCAUCUGAUAAACGACAACAUUCCUAAACGAUACCACAUAACAGCAGAAAGUUUGAGACUUGUCAUCUGUGCGUGUGGUUCGUAGUGACAGACUGUUAAAGGAAUCAUUCUGUCAACUUUAUACUAAACACAAAUGAUGUUUUAUAAGGGAUGUGAUGGGACAGUGAAGGAUUUCCCAUGAAUACAAACACACGUCAACUUCAAAGAGAAUCAUCUCUGCUGAUUCAAACACUGACACUCCAGUGAAUCCACUGAAUCCUGUCUGUGUAUAAUAUUGUUGAAUAUAAUAUUUACCUGGUUAAGACACGGUCUACCUCUGUACUUAACACAACACUGUGCCAAGACAACAACAAAAAUAGAGAAGAAAGUCAUUUUUGGACAUUAAAAUAGU